Molecule: messenger RNA, 1424 nt
Organism: Topomyia yanbarensis
Lineage: Eukaryota; Metazoa; Arthropoda; Insecta; Diptera; Culicidae
Product: F-box/WD repeat-containing protein 4
Exons: 3
Coding region: 70-1335 (421 amino acids)
Biological process (GO): SCF-dependent proteasomal ubiquitin-dependent protein catabolic process
Cellular component (GO): SCF ubiquitin ligase complex
Molecular function (GO): protein binding
Source: RefSeq, a predicted model, not a curated record
GACCCACGAGUUUUUAGUCGAGCUAUCAGAUCAGAUCAGACCUAAUGUUUACGUUUAGUAUUGUUUACGAUGUCUUUAAAACGUGGUAUCGAUCAUAGUAGAUCUGUCGAACCUACUAUGAAUAUAUGCGAUCUGGACGAGGAUUCACUGGCUUGUGUCUUCCAGUAUCUUCUUCUGGACGAUCUAGAUCGGUUGGUGCGCGUUUGCAAGAGAUUUUACCAGAUCGUUAACCUGCAUGUGUACGCCAAAAAGAGUGCUAAUCUUUUGCGUACAGGACAUCAACGGCGAAAAUUUACCCAUGUUCCUAGCAGGGAUCUUCAUUACGACUUCAGUUAUCGGAAACGGAUAAGCCUAUUUGAAAACUGGCGUUAUGGGCGGUACCGAGAAAUGCAGUUCUUUUACCACAGAAUGCUGUAUUUUUCUCACAUUUUACUAGAACGACGGUGGCUGUAUAUGUCUCACCGAGGCCAGCUGCGAGCGCAUGAACGUAUAGCCAAAGGUGACAAAGUAUUGAAAGGUAAAGCUAGCUGGAUCGUAGGAAGUUCCAGAGAUUGCGACAUCACUUGGAUGGAAAAGAAAAAGGAUCUUGUGUUCGCGGGUCGAACGGAUGGUUCUUGUUUUGUGUAUGAUUGUUUAAGCGGCUAUUACAGGCAACAGCAGCUUGCAGAAGAAUGUAUCACGUCUGUAGAUUUUGAUGGCCAACUGUUCGUUUGCGCGACCAAGUCUAAAUCAACAUCUUUUUGGACUGGACUCGAAGGUAGGGAAAAUUUUGGUCUGGAACGACAACUUCAACUGGACGAUGGCUACCAAACGAUAAAAUUAUCUCCGAACGGAGCAAAUCAACUUGCGGCUGGAAAAUACUGUGACCGUGAAAAGAAAGCAUUGAGGUUGAUCGAUGUUGAAAGCGGAUCGACAUCCACGUUGAACUCUCCGACUCGCGCCAUUUAUCACGUACAAUGGAAAGAUUUCAAUACGAUAUUAACAGGAAACUUUGACACGACCUUUCGUGUGGUAGACAUUAGAACCGGACAGGAUGAAGCCGUGUGGACAGAUCCCUACGAUUCUUCGGUUUAUUGUUUCGAUUAUGAUGGCGCCCACGCAAUUCUUUGCGGAAUGAAACACAACUUCCGGGUUAAUCUGUACGACCUUCGCAUACAGAAGCGGUGCAUUCAGAUGUACUUUUCUACUAAGAAGUUGUCACACUACUCACCAGUCUACAGCCUGGCGGCUGAUUCCAGUCAGCUUUUUCUUGUGACAGACCAUGAUUUGCGGGUAUUAAAUUUUGAUGCAAAUCAUGUAGAAAAGAAAGACUAUACGUUCGAUUUAUGUAGCUGAUAUUCACUUUGCUUAAAAUCUUUGAAAGCUAGAAACUAACUUGGAAGAGAAUAAGAUGUCACAUGUUACCAAGUUGUGAAUAAAUCAAA